AUUUCUCCCGGGGCCAAUUCAGCACCUCUUCCUGGCCAUCCUAACAAGGUGAUUUGUGAAAGGGUGAGACUUCAGAGCCUGUUCCCUCUCCUCCCAAGUGAUCAGAACACUACCGUUCAAGAGGAUGCUCACUUCAAAGCUUUCUUCCAGAGUGACGAUAGCCCGAGUCCCAAGAGACAGCGCCUCUCUCAUCCCGUCUUUGAUUACACAUCAGCGUCACCAGCUCCCUCUCCACCAAUGCGACCAUGGGAGAUGACAUCAAAUAGGCAGCCCCCUUCGGUUCGACCAAGCCAACAUCACUUCUCAGGGGAAAGAUGCAACACACCUGCACGCAACAGAAGAAGUCCUCCUGUCAGGCGCCAGAGAGGAAGAAGGGAUCGACUGUCUCGACAUAAUUCCAUUAGUCAAGAUGAAAACUAUCACCAUCUCCCAUAUGCACAACAGCAAGCAAUAGAGGAACCUCGAGCCUUCCACCCUCCGAAUGUAUCCCCCCGUUUGUUACACCCUGCUGCUCAUCCACCACAGCAGAAUGCAGUAAUGGUUGACAUACAUGAUCAGCUCCAUCAGGGCACAGUCCCUGUUUCUUACACAGUGACGACAGUGGCACCACAUGGGAUUCCCCUCUGCACAGGCCAACACAUCCCUGCUUGCAGUGCUCAGCAGGUCCCAGGAUGCUCUGUGGUUUUCAGUGGACAGCACCUCCCUGUCUGCAGCGUGCCUCCUCCAAUGCUUCAGGCAUGUUCUGUUCAGCACUUGCCAGUACCAUAUGCUGCAUUCCCACCCCUUAUUUCUAGUGACCCAUUUCUGUUACAUCCUCCUCACCUUUCUCCACAUCAUCCUCCUCAUUUGCCACCACCAGGCCAGUUCGUCCCUUUCCAAACACAGCAGUCACGCUCGCCUCUACAGAGGAUAGAAAACGAAGUAGAACUCUUAGGAGAACAUCUUCCAGUUGGAGGUUUCACUUACUCCCCCUCCGCCCACCCUCCAACGUUACCUCCAUCAGCUCCUUUGCAGUUCUUAGCACAUGAUCCUUUGCACCAGGAGGUGUCCUUUGGAGUACCUUAUCCUCCAUUUAUGCCCCGGAGGCUCACAGGACGUAGUAGAUACAGAUCCCAGCAGCCAAUACCACCUCCCCCUUACCAUCCCAGCCUGCUCCCAUAUGUGCUAUCAAUGCUUCCAGUGCCACCUGCAGUAGGCCCAACUUUUAGCUUUGAAUUGGAUGUGGAAGAUGGAGAAGUUGAAAAUUAUGAGGCCCUGCUCAACCUCGCAGAGCGACUGGGAGAGGCAAAGCCUCGCGGUCUAACAAAAGCAGAUAUUGAACAACUUCCUUCUUAUCGAUUCAAUCCUAACAACCACCAGUCAGAACAGACUUUGUGUGUAGUAUGCAUGUGUGAUUUUGAAUCAAGGCAGCUACUUAGAGUCUUACCCUGUAACCAUGAGUUCCAUGCCAAGUGUGUUGACAAAUGGCUCAAGGCAAAUCGAACUUGUCCAAUUUGCCGAGCUGAUGCUUCAGAAGUGCAUCGGGAUUCAGAGUGACCCACCUAAGAGCACAAAUUUUGUUUGGGUGUUCCUUAUCACAUGUAUAUACGGACUAUCCAGUGAACUUAAUCUCUGUGGCUUCCAGCCCUCCCUUUACCAAAAGGGUCAAUGGACCUUUCUUUGCACUGUGUGACUUAAUCAACUAUAAAAGCUUACAAUUA
Molecule: messenger RNA, 1700 nt
Organism: Elephantulus edwardii (Cape elephant shrew)
Lineage: Eukaryota; Metazoa; Chordata; Mammalia; Macroscelidea; Macroscelididae
Gene: RNF38
Product: ring finger protein 38
Exons: 11
Coding region: 238-1536 (432 amino acids)
Source: RefSeq, a predicted model, not a curated record